Messenger RNA from Pipistrellus kuhlii (Kuhl's pipistrelle), 4414 nucleotides. It is a transcript of the gene SYT6, whose product is annotated as synaptotagmin 6. Gene Ontology annotation, biological process: calcium-ion regulated exocytosis; regulation of calcium ion-dependent exocytosis; cellular response to calcium ion. Gene Ontology annotation, cellular component: membrane. The record is from RefSeq and is a predicted model, not a curated record. The transcript has 8 exons. NCBI's taxonomy places the organism in Eukaryota, Metazoa, Chordata, Mammalia, Chiroptera, Vespertilionidae. Gene Ontology annotation, molecular function: syntaxin binding; phosphatidylserine binding; calcium ion binding. The coding region runs from base 293 to 1483 and encodes 396 amino acids.
CCGGCCCCAGUCCGGCGGGCGGACCGCGGCUGCCCCAGGGCCUGGGGUCCCGGCAUGAGCGGGGCGCGGGGCGCGGAGGGGGCGCGGUGCCAGGCGGCGCUCGCGGUCCUGGCCUCGCUGUGCCGGGCCCGGCCGCCCCCCCUCGGCCUGGACCUGGAGACUUGUCAGAGCUUCGAGCCGCAGACCCCGGAGCGGAGUCCGAGCGCGGCCAACGCAGCUGCGCUGGCCGCCCCGGAGGAGCAAGGAGCCCUCCAGCCCCGCUCCUGCUGAGGCCCCCGGCCCCCCAGGCGCCAUGGCGGACAAGCUGAAGGACCCCAGCGCGCUGGGCUUCCUGGAGGCGGCCGUGAAGAUCAGCCACACGUCCCCGGACAUCCCGGCCGAGGUGCAGAUGUCCGUCCGAGAGCACAUCGUGCGCCACACGCGGCUGCAGCGACAGACCACAGAGCCCGCGUCGUCCACCAGGCACACGUCCUUCAAGCGCCACCUGCCCCGGCAGAUGCACGUGUCCAGCGUGGACUACGGCCAGGAGCUGCCGCCGGCCGCGGAGCAGCCCACCAGCAUCGGCCGCAUCAAGCCCGAGCUGUACAAGCAGAAGUCGGUGGACGGGGACGAGGCCAAGCCCGAGGCCGCCAAGAGCUGCGGGAAGAUCAACUUCACGCUGCGCUACGACUACGAGGCCGAGACCCUGAUCGUGCGCAUCCUGAAGGCCUUCGACCUCCCCGCCAAGGACUUCUGCGGCAGCUCGGACCCCUACGUCAAGAUCUACCUCCUGCCCGACCGCAAGUGCAAGCAGCAGACGCGGGUGCACCGCAAGGCCCUCAACCCCACCUUCGACGAGAGCUUCCGCUUCCCCGUGCCCUACGAGGAGCUGGCCGACCGCAAGCUGCACCUCAGCGUCUUCGACUUCGACCGCUUCUCCCGCCACGACAUGAUCGGGGAGGUGAUCCUGGACAACCUCUUCGAGGCCUCCGACCUGUCCCGGGAGACCUCCGUCUGGAAGGACAUCCAGUACGCCACGAGCGAGAGCGUGGACUUGGGGGAGAUCAUGUUCUCCCUCUGCUACCUGCCCACGGCGGGCAGGCUCACCCUCACCGUGAUCAAGUGUCGGAACCUCAAGGCCAUGGACAUCACAGGCUACUCAGACCCUUACGUCAAAGUGUCCCUGCUGUGUGACGGGCGGAGGCUGAAGAAGAAGAAGACCACCAUCAAGAAGAACACGCUCAACCCUGUCUACAACGAGGCCAUCAUCUUCGACAUCCCGCCCGAGAACAUGGACCAAGUGAGCCUGCUGAUCUCGGUGAUGGACUAUGACCGGGUGGGCCACAAUGAGAUCAUAGGAGUCUGCCGUGUGGGGAUCAACGCGGAAGGCCUGGGCCGGGACCACUGGAACGAGAUGCUGGCGUACCCGCGGAAGCCCAUCGCGCACUGGCACUCCUUGGUGGAGGUAAAGAAAUCCUUCAAAGAGGGCAACCCUCGGUUGUGAGUGCAUUCACGUGGAUGCUGCGAGCAGAGACUGCCUCCCGGAGUAGGACACUGGCAGGGCCGCGCCGCCAGCUUCGACAGCGAGAGCUCGUGCCCCUCUCCGAAGCCGCCUCCGACACCGUGAGCCGCACGGCCGAGCCGCACCGACGGGACUCGGCGCCGUCCUUUCUGCACCUGCUCAGCCGUCUCCGCACAGAGCCGUGCGGUGGGCGCACCGGGGGCGGCGCGGCGCGGGGUCCUACCUGCUCCUGCGUAGGCCAAGGCCGGGGCACUUGUCCUGCGGUCAGAUCCGUCUUCGUCUUUUCUGUCUCCCAAGGUGAUUUUCUUUUGUGUGUGUGUGUGGUUUUCCCUUUUUAUGGAUCUGCUGUCAAGAGAAGAAGAAAAGGGAAAGUAGGCAAAAGCAGAGUGGAGAGCCCGGAAGUGGGUCAGUAAAAUACAGUGUAACAUAGUCUUCUUUUUGGGGAAAGGUGACGUGGAUGGCUGCAAUGUUGUGCCUCCAUCAAGUGCCACUACCCCGGAGGGUGGAGCUGUGGGCUCCCUCUCGGCGGCCUGCAGGUGCCAAUCCAGGCAGGAGCCGUUGGGGGACUAUUGGGAGCUCUUCGCCCUGGGACACAAGCCGAGAUGGACGCCUGGUCCCUAUGGAAGCCACAGCGCCCUGGCGUCUGGGAGCCUCGAGGAGGUUGUACAGGGCCCCUCGCGCCCCUUCUCCACGGGCUUCACUCGUGAUGGGAAAAGGUCUUGACCCCUCCUGGGAACUAGGUCCCUCCCUUCAGGAAUGAUUCUGCCCAAACGAAACGUGCCCUGUGUUUUCGCGCGCCCCACCGUGAACGACCGUGCUUGUUCUCGAAAAUGACCUUCCUUGUCAAGGGAGGUACGUGUGUUCUGGAAGGAUUUCUGUAUUAUGCACGGCUUUGUAAUGCCACGCGGUACCAAGCAGCUGUUUAAAAAGCCUAAGAAAACCCGAGGCCAAAUGUCCUUUUCUGGAUGGGGAGGUGUGCAGUCCAAGUAAUAGCGGGAGCAUCUUUCUAUGAAGAGUGUCUUCUUGGUUUCUCUUAAGCCUAGUUCAGCCCCUUCGACUCUGGGGCAAUCUUCAUCUCGAACUUUAGUUCUGUAAACUAUUGAGUACUUCUGUGUUUGCUGUUUGUUUCAGUGGUAAUGAAAGUGUUAUUAUUUGUGGGUGUUUUUUUUUUUUUCUUUAGAUAUCUACCUUAGGCCAAGUUCAGUUUAGGAAAAAUAUAUUUAAACUCUUCUGUAUUGUCAGAGUACAUUUCUGUUGAGUUGGCCUCCCCGUCCGCCCACCCCCCACCCCCCGGAACUAGGUUGACGUGCUCAGCUCAGUCUGUGGAGCCUUUGUCAAUGGAGAAGGAGUUUCCCCUUCAACGUGUGCUCAGACAGAGCCGUGUGUGCGCCCAAAGGCGGGUCUGCUGAAGAACCCCUUCUUUCAACCACCGGAGGCCAAGAACGUGCAGGCUCUUCACGCACCUGUGUCUUAUUCUUUACGCCUGCUGUAUCCUGGAGGAGCUGCAACUCAAUGAAAUAGCCCUCAUUUCAAAGCCAAGUUACCAGGCUUCUCUGCUGAUAACACCUUUGGGCAGUGUGUUCUGGUCCUAAAAAAUGGCCAGAUUGGGCACGAGGUGACGGGAUGUGGUGGCAGAAGACAUGUUAAGCUUAGAAAAGUAAAUGUAGGCAAACCCCAACUCCCCAUUGUACUGAGCCUUCAACUUAGGGGCAACUGAGUCAUUGGUAUAAAGAUACAUUUUCUUCCCAAAUGUCUUGUGGUGGGCAGAUAGGCCUUCCUGGUUAGGCAGUCUGCAGCGGAUGUUCUCUUGAGAGUACGAGGAAAAAACCAAGGUCAUGGCAAGAUUUACAUCCCGCCACUUCAUUUUUCUUGACUGACCCCAUCAAGAGGGCCAAUGAGCAGACGUUGUGGUUCCUGCAACCAUGAGGGGACACUUGAGUUUCCUGGGCCAGAAGGAGCCCGGAAGUGAGCUCACGUGCAUGCACGACCAGCUGUCAUCCACAACUUGUAGGCAUGCCUGCUGUGUGGCUCAGUGAUUGACCGCUGUUGACCCAAGAACCAGGAGGUCACGGUUCAAUUCCCGGCCAGGGCACAAGCCUGGGUUGCGGGCUCGAUCUCCAGUAGGGGGCGUGCAGGAGGCAGCCGGUCAAUGAUUCUCUCAUCAUUGAUGUUUUUAUCUCUCUCUCUCCUUCUCCCUCACUGAAAUCAAUAAAAACACAUUAAAGAAAAAAUUAAAACCUGUAGGUACUUACAGAUAACCACUCUAAACUUUUGGAGAAGGGAGUGUUAUUGGCGUGAAACUUGGACUAAUUACUGCUCUCAGCCAUCCCCCUUCUGUCCAAGCUGCUCUCUCACACAUGGUUUUGGAAAAUCACUUCCUGAGCAGACUAUGGUCAGCCCCCACGCCAGCCUAACCAGCUGCAGCCUCGGUGAGUUGGUAGAUUUCCACAGGCUGGGAGCACCCCCCCUCCCCUUCCUCAGGGGAAGCUGUUCUGACCGGAAGCCUCAAUGAAACCUGAAGGUCUGCCAAUUUCAUUAUCUGGCCCAACAUCUCCCAUAGACAAGAGUAAAAUGAAUCACAAGUUCCUGAAUAAAAUAAAACACAGGGUGCACUCGUUUGUUAGUUUCCUCGGCCAUGAGAAACCUCUUGGGCUGCUCCUGUGAGCUUUGCUGACGUUGGGAUAAUGGAGGCCUCGGACAAAGACGUUGUCUUUAAAACUGCAGCGCUGCCUGCUCCGUAUGCAGCGGUGUUCCUGGACUGAAACAUGCCUCCUCUCACCCCCGGCCCCCAUCCUCGGGAUGUUAAUUAAUUGCAUCGUCAUUUAAAAAAUGACAUUGUUAAUUACUGCCUCGCAUCUCCCUCCCCGUCACAGCCUGGAGUCUUUAUUCAAUUAAAUCUCUGUCUCUUGCCCA